AUAUCUUUGGUCUUGUCCCAUUGUCCCUGCGCCAAUUGCCAUCCCUCUACGGGAUAGAAUCACACAACUCUCUCUUUUGCUUCCUUAACUUCUUCACACACACUCUCUCAAUCUUUUCUCACCUUGCAGAUUCAAACUAACAGGAACAAUUUUCUGGGCUAUCACCAUAACAACAACAACAACAACAAGACCAUGAUGCUAGGUGUGGCAACUCUCACUCUAGGCUCAUCAACUGCAAUGGCAGCUCAGAGCCAAGCUCAACACCCCACCACUCUUGCCUCUGUCAAUGCACUCACAGGAGUUAAAAGGCACAGUCUUUCUUAUAGGACUCACUCUUUGCCUAUGAAUUUGGUCUCCCCCACCAAUCAAAAUGUCACCUUGUUCUCUUCCUUCAAGGAACCAACACCUGCUGCUGCUCCCUUUACCACAGCUGUUGCAGCUGUUGAUUCUGACAACCUCAGUUCUUCUGAUCCUGCCACAAAGAAAGAAGCCAACAAGUAUUACUUUGUUAUUGCGAAUGCAAAAUUUAUGCUGGAUGAGGAGGAGCAUUUCAGAGAAGUCUUGUUUGAAAGGCUUCGUCUCUUUGAAGAGCGUAAAAUGGAACAGGAUUUCUGGCUUGUCAUUGAACCUAAGUUCUUGGAUAGAUUCCCUGGCAUUACCAAGAGAUUAGGGAGACCUGCUGUGGCUCUUGUGUCAACCAAUGGUCCCUGGAUCACAUACAUGAAGUUAAGGUUAGACCGAGUUUUAUCAGAAAGUUUUGAGGCUGAGAGCAUAGAAGAAGCAUUAGCCUCCAAUCCUACGAAUCUGGACUUUGGGAAGCCUGAUAAAUGGGUGGCUCCCUAUCCCAAAUAUGAAUCUGGAUGGUGGGAAACCUUCUUGCUCCCUGCACAGAAAGAGGUGUAGUCUUGAGAUUUUUUUUUUCCCAUUCUGUUUCAGUUCUCAAACAUCUUCUUCAAGGGGUUUCGUUCCUGUAUUACUUGAUGGUAGUUGAGGUUGGCUAAAUUUUCAUUCAGUUUUGUAAUUUUUGGAUGGCACAACAAUGAUUUGAAGUUGUAGUAUUGUCCUUAGGAUCGAAGUUCUAGGAAUUGCUUGUCUCUAAAUGGAGUAAAGGAUAGAUAUUGUUAUGAAACCAGUGUUCACAGUUAGUGGAAUUGUAUGCUAAGGCCUGCAGUUUGUUAUA
Lotus japonicus is the source of this 1180-nucleotide messenger RNA. RefSeq lists its product as uncharacterized. The transcript has 3 exons. Lineage: Eukaryota; Viridiplantae; Streptophyta; Magnoliopsida; Fabales; Fabaceae. The record is from RefSeq and is a predicted model, not a curated record. The coding region runs from base 193 to 903 and encodes 236 amino acids.